AUGGCGUCCGACGACAUGACAACCCACAUCCUGGACGCUCUAUCCGUGUCCGAUGUGCCCCUCCUCUCCAACGAACUCUUCCCCUCCACCCCCUCAGCAACCGUCAAAAGUGCGCUGGACCGUCUAGCCUCGCGGCAGAUGGUCCAGUACGAGACCAAUGACAAGGAAAUAUUUGUUCUCACAUCGGAGGGCCAGGAGAUUGCGACCAAUGGCUCCCACGAGGCCAAGGUCUUCGCCGCCGUGGUCGCCGCCAUGGACGGACUGAAGAUCAGCGAAUUGCCCGCGGUGGUGGGCAAGGACAACGCCAAGGUUGGCCAGGGCAAUGCCUUCAAGCGCGGCUGGAUCAAGAAGGACAAGGACCUGUUGCGGGCCACCACCGACAAAAUCGUCGACGAGACGCAACAGCAGCUGCUCACCAUCCAACGCACCCAGACCCUUGGCGACGCCAAAGCCAUCACAGAUCUCAAGCGGAGGAAGCUGAUCACACCUCAAAAGCUCUUCACCUACAAGGUCUCCAAGGGGCCCAAGUACGCCAGGGAAAUAAUCAAGGAGGAAACCGACUUGACUCCCGAGAUGUUGGCCAACGGCUCGUGGAAGACGGCGACCUUCAAGCCUUACAACUUCAACGCCAAGGGUGCCGUCACGCCCGCGGGUGCUUUCCACCCGCUGAACAAGGUGCGACAGGAAUUCCGUAACAUCUUCUUCGAGAUGGGCUUCGAGGAGAUGCCGACCAACCGCUAUGUCGAGACUGGCUUCUGGAAUUUCGAUGCGCUGUUCGUGCCGCAGCAACAUCCUGCCCGCGACCUCCAGGAUACUUUCUAUAUCGCCGACCCGGCCACUUCAGACCCUCCGCGCGAAGAUCCUCUCAACGACCCCCACCGCCCCAAGUCCACCCAGCCCGGCUCCAAGUCGGCGACAGACGCGCCGCUCGACUAUAAAAAGUACUGGGACAACGUGCGAGAAGUGCACGAGCAUGGUAAAUUCGGGUCUAUCGGGUACCGCUAUCCCUGGAGCGCGGAGGAGUCCCUGCGCCUGGUGCUCCGCACGCACACCACCUCCGUCUCGUCGUAUGUGCUGCACAAGCUCGCUGCCAACCCGCGGCCGGCGCGUUUCUUCAGUAUUGACCGUGUUUUCCGGAAUGAGGCCGUCGACGCUACCCAUCUGGCAGAGUUCCACCAGAUCGAGGGUGUGAUUGCGGACUUUGGGUUGACGCUCGGUGGUCUGAUUGGAUUCAUGGAAGUCUUCUUCGCCAAGAUGGGAAUCCACCAGCUGCGCUUCAAGCCCGCAUACAACCCCUACACCGAGCCGAGCAUGGAGAUCUUCGGCUACCACGAGGGUCUGGGUAAAUGGGUGGAGAUCGGUAACAGUGGUAUGUUCCGACCGGAGAUGCUGGAGUCAAUGGGCCUGCCGAAGAACAUGCAAGUCUACGGGUGGGGUCUGAGUUUGGAGAGACCGACUAUGAUCAAGUACGGCGUGAACAAUAUCCGUGAGCUCCUUGGCCACAAGGUCGAUCUGAACUUCAUCGAAAGCAAUCCCGCCGUUCGCCUGGAAAAGAAUUAA
Molecule: messenger RNA, 1560 nt
Organism: Penicillium lagena
Lineage: Eukaryota; Fungi; Ascomycota; Eurotiomycetes; Eurotiales; Aspergillaceae
Product: phenylalanine--tRNA ligase subunit alpha
Exons: 2
Coding region: 1-1560 (519 amino acids)
Biological process (GO): phenylalanyl-tRNA aminoacylation
Cellular component (GO): phenylalanine-tRNA ligase complex; cytosol; cytoplasm
Molecular function (GO): ATP binding; tRNA binding; phenylalanine-tRNA ligase activity
Source: RefSeq, a predicted model, not a curated record